Molecule: messenger RNA, 807 nt
Organism: Melampsora larici-populina 98AG31
Lineage: Eukaryota; Fungi; Basidiomycota; Pucciniomycetes; Pucciniales; Melampsoraceae
Exons: 4
Coding region: 1-807 (268 amino acids)
Source: RefSeq, a predicted model, not a curated record
AUGCACACCAGACCAUUCCUACCCGUUACACGUCCAUUCACGCUCGACGGCUACCUACACAACAUCAAUGGUGUGCACGCGGUUCAGACUGUCAUACUAAAUUGUUCAAACCCCGAUUGUGAAACUAUGUAUAGGCCAAGCCUCUACACACAAGAAGGUGAACGAUACUACUACACACAGGGCAUGGGACGCGACACAGAUUACCUUCAAAUUCAUUGUCAUUAUUACAUGACCACCCGUCUAGCCUACAUGUUCCGAGUUUUAAAAAUGGUAGGCCACGUUAGCCAUUUCAACCUUGUGAAUUGGUUCAACAUGGUAUUUGUAGAUAAGUCGCCUCCCCCUACCUUCAAAGCCAGCCAGUUGUUCUCUCCUUCAAUGUUGGAGGAAGAGUGCUGUCACGGUCUCAUACUGCAUUCACUAAUCAAGCACGCCGACCGUCAAGGCACCCGCCUAAUGGUCAGCUCCAGCGGUACCGAUAACCUCCGUUUCGAGGCUGCGAUUGAAUCACACUUGAAUAUGUUGCUGAUUGAAGGGACGAAGUACCGCGACCACUUCUGUUCAAGUUGUGUCCGCCCGUUACCAGAUGGUGCUGACCCUGAAACUGGUGAAAAUUUUUGGAAAACCAUACGCGCAGUUGUCACAGACGGAGUGACGUUGGGCCAUUGGCGGUGCAGUGCUUCUACGGAACAAUUGCAAGAAAUAGCUCGCAGUGCGGGGGAACCAAUGCCUGAAGGUCCUUGUACUCGCCAGUUGGACCGCAUCAAUGAUCGAUACUGCCCACUGCAUUUUGCUCUACUCAGCAAUUGA